This is a messenger RNA of Recurvomyces mirabilis, 276 nucleotides long. It is a transcript of the gene TIM11, whose product is annotated as F1F0 ATP synthase subunit e, mitochondrial. The transcript has 3 exons. Gene Ontology annotation, molecular function: proton transmembrane transporter activity. Gene Ontology annotation, biological process: proton motive force-driven ATP synthesis. Lineage: Eukaryota; Fungi; Ascomycota; Dothideomycetes; Mycosphaerellales; Teratosphaeriaceae. The record is from RefSeq and is a predicted model, not a curated record. Bases 1 to 276 code for a protein of 91 amino acids.
AUGGCCUCCACAGGAGUCAACAUGCUCCGCUGGGGCGCAAUGGUCACCGGCGUCUUCUACGGCUUCUCCCACCAAACCGCCAUCACAUCGCGCGACAAGACCGCCCACGCACAGCACGAAUGGGAUAGCAAGGCGAAACUGAUAGAUCAGGCGAAAGCCGAGUAUCAGCGGAAGACGCAGCCGCAGCCGAAGGGUGGAGUGAUAUCGAACCCGGAAGACCCGAAAUUCGACCUCGAGCUGUAUGUCAAGGAUAUGGAGGCCAAGAACAAGCGAUAG